CUUGCUGUAGGACUUAGCGACAACUCCAUUUGUGUAUGCAAUACUUCAAUCCCAAAUAUGGCCCUUGAAGUAAGAUGCCCAGAAAGGUGCCUUCUGUAUUCAAUGCGGUUAUGGGGCAACAACCUAAGAACUCUCCAUGUGGCAUCUGGUACUAUCUAUAAUGAGAUUAUUGUUUGGAAGCUGGUUCCUCAGGGCCAUUGUCCCUCUUCAGGAAGUGCAGUGCAGGACUACAAUGAUCAUAGUGGUCCAUUAUCCGACAAUAUCCAGUUUAACGAUCAACAGUAUGAAGCUAUUUGUCUGAGUAGACUUAUUGGGCAUGAAGGUUCAAUCUUCCGCAUAGCAUGGUCAUCAGAUGGAUCAAAGCUGAUGUCAGUUUCUGACGAUCGUAGUGCUCGUUUCUGGACUGUUAAUGCUUCAGGGAAAAAUUCUGAUGAUUUGAGGGAGGUUGUUCACCCUGGUUCAAUUGAUCUUGGUGAAAGGAAAGAUUCUUUUGAUAAAAAACGAGGGGCUGCUGUGCCUGGCUCAGUUGGCCUUGUCCUAUUUGGCCACAAUGCUAGGAUUUGGGACUGCUGUAUCUCUGAUUCUUUAAUUGUCACUGCUAGUGAGGAUUGUACUUGUCGUGUGUGGGGAAUGGAUGGAAACCAGAUCAAGAUGAUAAAAGAACACACAGGUAGAGGCAUAUGGAGAUGUUUAUACGAUCCAAACUCUUCACUUCUUGUUACUGCUGGGUUUGACUCGUCAAUCAAAGUGCAUCAGCUGCACCCUUCUUUUUGUGGGGGCUCAAUUAAACAGAAUGGGGAACUGGAACGGUUCAAGGACAUGACAGAGGUCUUUACCAUUUUUAUCCCAAAUUUGUCAGAGCAGCUUGAACUUAUGGACAGCAAAAGCGAGUAUGUACGUUGCCUGAAUUUCACUCGGGAGGAUACACUUUAUGUUGCCACUAACCAUGGUUAUCUGCACCAUGUUAAACUAUCUGAUUCUGGGGAUGUAAAGUGGACUGAACUUGCUCGUGUGGGUGAAGUGCCAAUUGUUUGUAUGGACAUACUAUCUAUGAACCCACCCAAUCUUCUCAUGGGUAUUGAGGAUUGGAUUGCUGUGGGAGAUGGUAAAGGAAACGUGACAGUUGUUAGAGUUUCUGAUGAUGAUUGUGCCUUUAAUGUGUCCCCUGCCUUUACUUGGUCAGCUGGAAUAGAGAGGCAACUCUUAGGAACCUAUUGGUGCAAGUCAUUGAAACAUAGGCACAUCUUCACUGCUGAUCCUAGAGGGAUGUUGAAGUUAUGGAGAAUAACUGAUCCUUCAGAAUAUGGCUCUGACAUGUCUGUUAGGAAGCAUAUGGUGUCUCUAAUUGCAGAGUUCUCCUCGUGUUUUGGAACACGAAUUAUGUGUUUGAAUGCCUUGCUUGAUAAAAAGGUGCUGGUAUGUGGGGAUCAACGUGGUAAUCUAGUUGUCUUCCCUUUACUGAAGGACUUGUUACUGGCCAAAUCCAUUAUAUCAGAAGUGAAGAUUCCUCCAUUAAAUUAUUUUAAAGGAGCCCAUGGGAUAUCAAGUGUUGCCAGUAUUACCUUAGCUACAUUAAAUAUUAAUCAAGUUGAAAUUCGCUCGGAGGAGUGGUCCCUUGUAGCAGAGAUGGAAGCAGUCCCCGAAAAACUGAAGAUCCAAAUAUUGCAGACAGGUAGUGGUGUCCCUAUCGAGCAGAAAAUUGCACCAUGGAAAGAGUACAACAUUGAUGAACAGAACCACCAAUAUCCUGGAGUAACUCUGAAGCCACAAUAG
Messenger RNA from Telopea speciosissima, 1773 nucleotides. RefSeq names its product WD repeat-containing protein 6-like. Gene Ontology annotation, cellular component: cytoplasm. Gene Ontology annotation, molecular function: protein binding. The record is from RefSeq and is a predicted model, not a curated record. NCBI's taxonomy places the organism in Eukaryota, Viridiplantae, Streptophyta, Magnoliopsida, Proteales, Proteaceae. The transcript has 11 exons. Bases 58 to 1773 code for a protein of 571 amino acids. Gene Ontology annotation, biological process: tRNA methylation.